AUGGCUAUCUUCAGAAGAGAGCAUCAAACCGAUACAGUUCCGUCUCUGUUCGCCGAUGAAUCUGUUCUCGUUCCUCACAAUUUUCCCGCCAAUUUUCGCCGGGAAGCGUUGACGGUUAUUACGAAGUUUUCUGAAAAUUUGGAUCCGUUCGUAACUUAUCUCGCAAUUAAUUACAUGGAUCGAUUCAUCUCUACUCAAAAAAUUGUGAAUCAAAAGAAGCCAUGGAUCGUUGGGCUUGUGGCGAUUUCGUGCCUUUCUCUCGCUGUAAAAAUGAAGAUCGACGAUUUAGCUACUCCUAAGUUACAGGGAUACGAAUGUUCAAUUUACGAUGCAAAAUCAAUUAGUCGAAUGGAGGUUCUGAUUCUCUCCUCUCUUAAAUGGCGAAUGCGAUCAAUUACACCAUUUUCGUUCCUCUAUUUCUUCCUUUCGUUGUUCCAGCUCCAAGAUCCAUGCUUAUCAAACGCUAUUAAAGAUCGAGCUUCACAGAUCUUAUUGAGAUCUCCUUAUGAAAAUAAGUUAUUAGAGUUUAGACCAUCAGUGAUUGCAGCAUCUGCUCUUCUUCAUGCAUCUCAAGAUCUCAUCAUUCCUCUUCAACAUUCUCAAUUCAAAGCUGCAAUUUCCUCUUGUAAAUAUCUAAACAAAGAAAGUUUGGAGGAAUGCUUAGGUGUAAUGCGGGACAUGGUAUCGGAUACAAAUGAGUCGAUUAGUGUUGUUGACCAUCAAUGUACAAGCAACGGAAGCGAGAAUAGUACAAGCAUUAAGCGUAGAAAAUUGAAUGCGGGUUUUAGCAGUAAUCAAUGCAUCAUUCGAUUUUCACAUGUUCAAAAUCGUUGAACUUGGUCAAAUUCGGAAUUUGUACUAUGCAUUUAGCAAUUAUAUAAUAUAGUUUUUGUACUUAUAAAUUAUCAAA
Molecule: messenger RNA, 910 nt
Organism: Lactuca virosa
Lineage: Eukaryota; Viridiplantae; Streptophyta; Magnoliopsida; Asterales; Asteraceae
Source: the annotation of a GenBank genome assembly